UGAGUUUGUGGAAAAAGAUUGACUUUUGGAAUUGUAGUUUAGUUGUUUUGAUUUUUGGAUUGUCCAAAUAUCCUUUCAAUUUAACAGUUACGAAGUUUGACUUAGUUGGCAAAUUGAACGUCAUGUGAGGAAACUUUGUCUGUUCUGUUUCUUAUCUGUGCUGCUUUUCUUGAAGAAGUCUUAUUGAGGGAAUGAUCCCAUUAUUUAGGGAAUGUUUGGAAGAGUGUAUUUAAGCCCUUUCACUACACCCAAGAAAACCCUGCAAUGGCUACCACCACACACGACUGUUCGUAGCUGGUGAAAAACUACGAUAUGAAACAGAGGCUGUGGAUGUCCCAGAAGGAUUUUUGCUGGAGUGGUGGUCUGUCAACAAUGAUUUUGACUUCUUCAGACAAAUGCAUUUGCAGGAAAAACGUGGGUUUUUAGGAGGAAUGCAAGGACGUAAUGCUUUUCAAGAAGUAGGGUCUUCGAUAAAUGUUCAACCAAUGUAUCAAUUUUCUAAUAAUUUUAAUCCUGUUCAAGCACUCAACAUAGGAAGCAACUUGAUGCCAUCACGUGUAACUGGUGAAUGGCCAGUAUUUUCCUCACCUUCUGCUCACCAAAAAGUAAGUGGUAAACUGCCACAAUUUCUGUUCCCUUUUCCCCGUCAAGAGGCAUUUGGUCAAUUGCAACAACUUUCAUCUUCACAUCAAGACGUGGUGAUGACACCAGUUGAGAAAAAAACAGAGGUUUCUAAUGUCAAUAGUGCAGGCGCAAAUUCUGGAUUUGUUGAGGAAACAGAUCCGCUCAUUGAGAAUUUGUUAAAAUCUUUUUGGUUGUUUGAACCAGAUGAACCAAGCCUGUUUGACAAGUCAACAGUAGGACAGAGCAGCAGAAAUGCAGAGAAUUUGGUGGAACGUGGAGUUGGAAACACUAGUAUGAAUACAAUUGCUGGUUCAGCACAAGCACUAGAGGAGGAUGAUAACAAAAGUGACACAAGUGAUUGUUCCAGCAGUUUCGAAUUUGUUCUUUCUGAUGCAGAUGCCUCAUCAGACCCUCAGUUGGAAUCCAAUGGAGAAACAUAAAUCAGUAUCUUCAAGCAUGGAAUGUGAUUUGUUGUCUGCAAUAAUGAAUUCCCUUAUGUAAGAGGAUUUGUUACUAUGAUUUAAUCAAUGUGCAAUACUGCAAUGCUACUAAAUAAGCUUUAUUUUAGUUAUAUCCUUCUACUUCAGUUUUAUAUUGUACACUUAUGCUAGUUACCUAAAAUAUCUAUGUUGUUUCUUCUUUUGUCUUGUCCCUUUUGGGUGGAAAGAGGGAUGAGCAGAUAUCGGAUUUCAGGACUGGGAAAUACUACAUAUCCAUAGACUUUAGUUUCGUGUAUGCUAUCUAAUAAAAUUGUGAUUCAUUUGUUGAAAUCAAUUGAGAUAUGAUAUUCUCUCUAGUAUUGUAUGAUUAUCUCUUUAUAACAUCAUGUUAAUACAUUUAUACAUAGUGAUGAUUAGAUUAUUUGUAAAUUCAUGCUAUCUGGUAUUUGGUAACAAAAUACAAUAUGAAUAUACAUUUUGCGUACACAUUACAGUACUUAUAAUCUUUUGGACAAGUUUUAAUACAAGGAGGAAUCAGUUUAGUUUGUCAUAUAGAAAAUUUUUUUGAGAGUAAACUAGAAAAUUCUUCUGUUAAUUAUUCCAUAAAAGAAAUACUUAAUAAACCAUUUAGACCAAGGAUUAAUUAACGUAGUUCGGUACUUUUUUGUUGAGAAUUCAAAUGUGAGUUUAAGUCUCAAAUUAGAUAAAAAUGAGAAACUUGAGCACCAUAUAAGGUA
Vigna umbellata (rice bean) is the source of this 1801-nucleotide messenger RNA. NCBI's taxonomy places the organism in Eukaryota, Viridiplantae, Streptophyta, Magnoliopsida, Fabales, Fabaceae. The record is from RefSeq and is a predicted model, not a curated record.